This is a messenger RNA of Auanema sp. JU1783, 1629 nucleotides long. The record is from the annotation of a GenBank genome assembly. Lineage: Eukaryota; Metazoa; Nematoda; Chromadorea; Rhabditida; Rhabditidae.
AUGCUAAUUCUUCUUUCACUAUUUUACGUUCACGCAGUCGAAAGCGGCUGCGUGCAACCGCCUUCACCCAAUCGCCCUAAUAUUAUCAUUCUAAUGAUUGAUGACUUAGGAUAUGGCGAUAUUGCCUCAUAUGGGCAUCCAACUCAAGAAUAUACUGAAGUAGAUCGGAUGGCUUCAGAAGGCACACGAUUUACUCAGUCAUAUUCAGCUGAUAGCAUGUGUAGUCCAAGCAGAGCAGGAUUCAUGACGGGUCGACUUCCUAUUCGGCUAGGAGUUGUUGGAGGUCGAAGGGUUUUCUUACCUUAUGAUAUGGGUGGAUUACCGAAAAAGGAAAUAACAAUGGCUGAAAUGCUAAAACAAGCAGGUUAUUCGACGGGAAUGGUCGGAAAGUGGCACUUGGGUAUAAAUGAAAAAAAUUCUUCUGAUGGCAAACACUUGCCAUCCAGACGUGGAUUUGAUUGGGUGGGGAUUAAUCUUCCAUUCACUAACGUAUGGCAAUGUGAUACUACUCAGGAAUAUUAUGCUGAUGGACCAGAUCCGGCAAUGUGCUUUCUAUAUGAUGGCGAUGAGAUUGUUCAACAACCUCUCAAGUUUGAUGAUAUGACUGAGAAUUUGGUUGAAGAUUGGCAUCGCUUCUUAAGAGAACGGUUGUCUACGGAUCAACAUGAACGUCCAUUCUUUUUCUAUUUUUCUUUUCCUCAUGUACACAGCACUCAAUUUGCCAGUCCGCGAUUUCGAGGAACAUCAACGAGAGGAAUUUAUGGUGAUUCCAUAAAUGAAAUGUCUUGGGCAGUAGGGGAAGUUUUGGAUUCCAUUGUGAAUGCCGGAAUUGCCGAAAAUACCUUGGUUGUUCUGAUGUCUGAUCAUGGUCCACACAUUGAAUUAUGCUUGAAUGGAGGCUCAACAGCCGGUCUCAAAGGAGGAAAGUCAAAUAGCUUCGAAGGAGGUUUUCGUAUUCCAAUGAUUGUUUGGCAACCCGGAAAUGUUAAAAGUGGUCGAGUUAGUAAUGAAGUCGUUUCGAGCAUGGAUCUCUAUCAAACAUUCCGAGACAUGCAGCCAUUUGAAUGUUCUGUACAGGAUGAUCGCGUAUUGGAUGGAACAAACAUUUGGGAUGAAAUUCGGGGAGUAUCAACUGAAAAACCUGGCUAUCUGGGUGAACGUCGACCUAUCAUCUACUAUUGCAAUACUCAUCUGAUGGCUAUUCGACUUGGAAAUUAUAAAAUUCAUUACAAAACCUCUCCAAUAUUCUAUAAUACUACUAUUGAUCCAAAUUUGGAAUAUUUCUGUCCUAAUGGAAAACCAAGAAAUGACUGGUAUGUAUCGCAAACCUGUCCAGAUUCUCAGCUUAUUACUCACUCACCUCCGUUAAUUUUUGAUUUGAUCAAAGAUCCGUUUGAACGAUUUCCUCUUGAAGAAUCGGAAGAAUCCCUUGAGAUUCGACAAUUAGGAAUGAGUUUGCUGUUCCAACAUCGACAAUCUCUCGUAGCUGCGCCAGCACAACUGGGACGAUUCAAUAAGACGAUAACACCAUGUUGUGAUCCUCCUCGCUGCCAGUGUGAUCGUCUACAACGCAAGAAAAAACAUCAACGUCAAGUACGUGACCAAGUUCGUGCUUUUCCAGUUUAUUAA